UAGUCUAAUAGUUGUUUUUUCUAUUGAACCCAUAUUGAUUUUUCAAACUAAAAAGUAUAAGAAGUGAAAUCAAAAUCUCUAUUCAUAUCUUAAAUAUCAGGCUAAUAGUUGUAGUUACAAUUUACCAUGUCUGCCAAACUUCAUGAAGCCCAAGAACACUGUAAAGCCGCUGAGAAAUUCUUGAAAACAUCUUUACUGAAAUGGAAACCUGACUAUGAUUCUGCUGCAGAUGAAUACAGCCAAGCAGCGCAAUGUUACCGCAUAGCCCGCGAUUUGAACAAGUCCAAAGAGUGCCACUUGAAAGCUUCAGAGUUCUAUAAGAAAAAUCGGUCAUUCUUCCAUGCGGCAAAGGCGCUGGAGAAUGCUAUCAUUGUCUGUAAAGAAACAGCCAGUCCUGAUGAUUUGUACUCGUUAGCAGUGGAAUCUUCUAGUUUGUACCAACAGCAUGGCUCAGGUGACUCCGGCGCCAGCGUUCUUGACAAAGCGGCUAAGAUCUUAGAGGAAAAUUCCCCACAGCUUGCAUAUAAAUUGUUCCAGCAGGCGGCAGAUGUAUCUUCUACCGAGAGCAGUCAGCAUCAAGGCUCGGAAUACAUCAGCAAGGCAUCCAGGAUUCUUGUGAAACUUCAAAUGUAUGAUCAGGCAGUGGACAGUCUGCGUCGAGAGAUCGGCUUCCAUCAGGAAGCUGGUAACACAGGCGCCGUUGGCAGGUUGACUGUCGCCAUAGUGCUGGUUCAGCUGGCAAGAGGAGAUGCUGUCGCUGCGGAGAAAGCUUAUAAAGAAUGGGGCAACAAUUGUGAAGUGCCCGAGAUGCAGACCAUAGAACAGCUACUGCAAGCUUACGAUGAAGAAGAUCGCGACUCCGCCAUGAGGGCGCUGGCUUCGCCCUUCAUUAGGAACAUGGAUGUGGAGUAUGCCAGGCUAGCAACCACUAUACCCCUCCCUGAGGGUAUCGACCCAGCUCCCAAAGCCAGUGUAAGGGAGAACGCGGCGCCAUCUUAUGUUAGCGCUAACGCUAAUAAUGCAGCUAAAUAUCAAGAUCAAGAGGAUUCUCCUUACGAGCCUGUUGUGUACCAUCAAAAGAAGGCAGAUGAUCAAGACGAGCUUUGUUAAAUGUGUUUACAUGCAGCCAUCACCGUGCACAAGUCUUUUAUUUUAGCUUCAAUUUCUUAUCUCGAGGGCUGUUAACUGCUCAUAGGAAGUAUACAGCGAAGAGAUUUCAUGUAUUAAUAUAUAUAAACACACUGCGUGUAAUAAUGUACUCAAAAGUAGUUAUUAAAAUUUCACUCGUCUAUUGAUAAUUGUAUCACAUUCCGUACA
Achroia grisella is the source of this 1317-nucleotide messenger RNA. RefSeq names its product gamma-soluble NSF attachment protein-like. Lineage: Eukaryota; Metazoa; Arthropoda; Insecta; Lepidoptera; Pyralidae. Gene Ontology annotation, cellular component: vacuolar membrane; SNARE complex. The transcript has 9 exons. The coding region runs from base 127 to 1110 and encodes 327 amino acids. The record is from RefSeq and is a predicted model, not a curated record. Gene Ontology annotation, molecular function: soluble NSF attachment protein activity; syntaxin binding. Gene Ontology annotation, biological process: intracellular protein transport.